Messenger RNA from Linum tenue, 3249 nucleotides. The record is from the annotation of a GenBank genome assembly. Lineage: Eukaryota; Viridiplantae; Streptophyta; Magnoliopsida; Malpighiales; Linaceae.
AUGAAACCGCAGCAGCUCGCUUGGGUUUUAUUGAUGCCUCUUCUAUCGAUACUCGUGGCCAGCCAUGUAGCUCCGGUCUCCGGCCAAUGCCCGGGAGACCAGCAAUCUCUUCUACUCCAAUUAAAGCAGAGCCUCAAUUUCAGCCGAUCAUUCUCUGGGAAUCUGGCGGGCUGGAAUUCGAGCAUCGAUUGCUGCAACUGGCUUGGUAUAACUUGUGAUCUAGUGGGUGGCCUUGUUCGUGUUGUUGGCCUCAACUUGAGCAAUGAAUCCAUCACCGGCGGACUUGACAACUCCAUCGCUCUAUUCAGUCUUCAGCAUCUUCAGGUCCUGGAUUUGUCUUUCAACAGCUUCAACACAACGAUUCCAACUGCGGUGUCCAACCUCACCAAUUUGAGACAUCUCAAUCUGUCUAGUGCUGGGUUUUACGGGCAAAUUCCAUCCGCCGUCUCUCAAAUGAGUAGCUUGGUCAGCCUCGAUCUCUCGACGCUUUCUUUCCUGGGCCUUCCGUCCCUGAAACUUGAGAACCCCAAUCUCGCUGGACUUGUUCAGAAUCUCAAGCGACUAACUGAUCUCCGUCUCGAUGGCCCUAUUGAUUUCUCGCUCUCCGACCUUGAGUCUCUCUCGGUAGUUCGUCUGGACAACAACAACUUCUCCGAUCCAUUUCCUGAUUUCUUUGCAGAUUUCAGAAACUUGACUAUCUUGCGUCUAACCUCUUGCGGGCUGGUAGGAAAGUUUCCCGCAAAGAUACUCCAAAUUCCAAGCCUAGAGAUUCUUGAUCUGUCGAAUAACAAAUUGCUUGAAGGGGAGAUUCCAGAUUUUCCUCAGAAUCACUACUCUAUGCAGACUCUGUUGCUCACCGACACCAACUUCUCAGGCAAGCUGCCUUCAUCCUUGGGAAAUCUUGGCAACUUGUCAAGGAUAGAGCUUUCUCGAUGCAAUUUCAGUGGAACAAUUCCCAGGUCAUUGGAAAAUCUGGCUCAACUGAAUUACUUGGAUUUUUCGUCCAACAAUCUCAUAGGUCCAAUUCCAUCAGCUCAAUGGGGAAGCUUUCAGAAACUUGAGUAUGUUGACCUCAGGCACAAUUCUUUCAACGGAAGCAUUCCUCCAUCUUUGUUCUCCAUUCCAACCCUGCAAAAGAUUCAACUCUCCUUCAACCAACUUAAGGGACCGGCUCCAGAGUUUUCAAAUGCUUCUUCUUCGAUUCUGGAUACUUUAGAUUUGAGCAGCAACCAUUUGGAAGGUCCCGUCCCUCGCUCCAUCUUUGAAGUCCAAACACUGAAAGUCCUUGUACUUUCAUCCAAUAGAUUCAAUGGAACCGUACAGCUGAACUGGAUUCAGGCGCUCCAGAAUCUCACCACUCUUGAUCUUUCAUACAACAACUUGACCGUGGAUGCAAGUGGCAACAACAACUCUACCUUGUCAUCCAUUUAUCCUCAGUUCGGCAUAUUGAACCUGGCAUCGAGCAAUUUGAGCCAAUUUCCCGAGCUGGGAAACCAAUCAAGGCUAACCAGGCUAGACCUCUCAGGAAACAAUAUCAAUGGGGUAGUACCUCGCUGGAUUCUGGAAACGACUACAAUAUACCAUCUCAAUCUCUCACACAACAACCUAGUGGAUUUCCAGGUACCGAUUUCUCUUCCCAAUCUUGGUGUCUUGGACAUGCAUCAUAACAAGCUCGAAGGGGAGAUUCCAAUCAUUCAAUCAUCGUUUUCGAUGAUCUACGUGGACUACUCCAACAAUUUUUUCAAUUCCUCAAUUCCAGUUGACAUCAGCAAUUACCUUCCUUAUGCACUCUUCUUCUCACUUUCCAACAAUCGCCUUAGCGGAGCUAUCCCUGCAAGUAUUUGCAAUGCUUCGUAUCUCCAAGUCCUUGAUCUGUCGAACAACACCUUGACCGGUACAAUUCCAAGCUGUUUAAUGGAGAACAUUGGGACGCUUGCUGUCUUAAACCUGAGGGGCAAUAAGGUUCACGGAAGCAUACCUGACACAUUCCAAGCUUCAUGUUCAUUGCAGACUCUUGAUCUCAGUUUGAACCAGCUAAAUGGGAGGGUUCCAAAGUCCUUGAGUAACUGCACAGCAUUAGAAGUGUUAGACCUUGGCAACAACAUGAUUGAUGAUGUCUUCCCUUGUCUUCUGAAGAACAAUUCCAGUUUGCGUGUCCUUAUCCUGAGGAACAACCUCUUUCAUGGAAGCACUGGAUGCCCACAUCUUCCUGGUACUUGGCAAAAGCUUCAGAUUGUCGACCUAGCCUUCAACAAUUUUUCUGGUCCCCUAAAUGGUCAGUGCUUAGCGACAUGGCAAGCCAUGAUGGUUGGAGAUGGAAAUGAAACGCACAAUCACCUCAAAUACGAGCCUUUCAAGUUGACUCAAUUGUAUUAUCAAGAUUCCAUAACAGUUACCAGCAAGGGCCUUGAAAUGGAACUGGUGAAGGUCCUAACAGUAUUCACUUCAGUUGAUUUCUCAAGCAACAAUUUUGAUGGGCCAAUACCUGCAGCCGUGGGUCAAUUGAAUGCACUUUACAUCCUCAAUUUUUCCCACAACGGUUUCACUGGUCAGAUUCCAGCAGUAUUCGGCAACAUCUCACAGCUGGAGUCACUGGAUCUCUCGGAUAACAAGCUCAGUGGCGAAAUCCCGCAGGAACUCACAGAGCUGACAUUCCUUUCGUUCGUGAACCUGUCAAAUAAUAAUCUCCUCGGAAAAAUCCCUACAGGCAGGCAGUUCCUAACAUUUGACAACACUUCAUACCAAGGUAAUCCAGGUUUAUGCGGCAGUCCUUUGAUGAAAUCCUGCUCAGAUAGCAACACCCCGCCUCCUUCAGGGAGAAAGCAGGGAUCAGGGCAACAAAGCCUCGAUUGGGAGUUCAUAAUACCUGGAAUAGGGUUUGGAGCUGCUGCAGCAACUGUGAUGGCACCAUUGAUUUUUAGCAAGAAAGCAACUAGGUGGUGCGACGACCACAUCGACAGAAUUCUCAUGGUGCUUCUUCCUCUUUGCGGCUUCAGAUACUACACGAGCAAUGACUGGAGAAGGGUUCAGCCGGAAGACAUGACCGAGGAGUACAACACAGACCUCGAUGACGACGACGAGGAAGAAGAAGAAAGCUACGAUGAGUUUGGAGGCAGGUAUUGCGUUUACUGCACUAAGCUUGAUAUGACGAGAAAAAUGGCGAUCCACGAUCCAAAGUGUUCGUGCCAUCAUCUCUCACGGCCAGUAUCUACAUUUUCUUCUCCCUUCUCAUCAACGACGACUCUGUAG